GAAGAAAAUGGGGCUUCUGGUUAUUUAGGGUUUAUCGUUGGUCAUGUCGCAACCAAGAAUCCUCCUGUGUGGGGAUGUUGUGGGACGAUUGGAUCAGCUCUUCAAGCGCGUCGCCGCUGUAAACACGGCCAAUGGGCCAUUCGAUGCGCUCUUUUGUGUGGGGCAGUUCUUUCCUCUGGACGAACACGGCGUGUCCCAAGUGAGGGAAUACAUCGAUGGCGCCAAGGAAAUUCCUCUCCCCACGUAUUUCACGGGGAAUUAUGGAGAGGAGGCUUUGCAAUUGCUGGCACCGGCAAAAGAUCGCGGCCUCGUCUCAGAGCCGGUGGUCGUCUCCAAAAAUCUAUUUUGGCUUCGAGGAAGUGGUGUGGUAUUCGUUCAUGAACUUCGUAUCGCGUUUCUAAGUGGAAAGUCCGAUGCUUUAGCCUACGAAGAUGCAAAGCUUGCAGCGGACGUGGGGGCAUUUCAUCAGGAUGAUGUCGAUGCUUUGCGAGCUCUAGCGGACGAUUCUCAAGUCAUCGAUUUGUUUCUCACUAAUGACUGGCCUCAAGGAGUGCUAUCUGGAAGCAAAGGGGAGAUACCAAGCGAAAAAGUUUCUGGGAAUCCAGUCAUAGCAGAGCUAGCGGCAGAGCUCAGGCCUCGGUACCACAUUGCUGGAUCAGAAGGCGUAUUCUUUACACGGGAGCCUUAUACCAACCAAGGUGUGCCUCACGUAACGCGAUUUGUGGCUCUGGGAGUCGUGGGGAAUGAUAAGAAACAGAAAUAUCUACAUGCUCUUUCUCCAACACCAGCUUCAAAGUUGUCAAGCGAAGAGCUUGCUGUUACUCCUCCAAACAGCACUCUUUCUCCGUAUGAGAAUCGUCCCUCGAGUAAAAAGCGUCCCUUGUCCGAGAUGAUACCGUCGUCGCAGUCCGAGGGACAAUUCUGGCGUUACGACACGUCCGAUGCGAAGAAGACCAAGCGAGUGGAGGGAGCAUGCUUCGAUUUUGUCACCAAGGGCUCGUGUGCUCGUGGGGACAGAUGCAAGUUUAAGCACGCGUUUGAAAACGGUGUGCUUAUUCCAAAACGAUCCUGCUACGAUUUUAUCACAAAAGGAAGCUGCGAGCGGGGCUCGGAGUGCCGAUAUCUACAUUCAUCAGAUGAGAAUGCAAGCUCUACGGCAGCAGACAACGAACAACAGCUUCCACCAGGUUCUUGUUUCAACUUUUUCAAGAAAGGAAGCUGUGAGAAGGGAGAUGACUGCAGAUUUAGCCAUUCUUCGGAAAGAAAGCAACAAGAAUGCUGGUUUUGUUUGGCGAGCCCAAACGUCGAGACACAUCUGGUUGCGAGCGUUGGAGAUCAUUGCUACGUUGCGCUUGCGAAAGGGCCUCUGAUGGACAAGCACAUGCUGAUAGUUCCCAUUGAACACACGCCGUCCGCCGUGUGUGUGUCACGAGAGGUUGAGAAGGAGCUCGAGAUGUACAAAGACUCGCUCCGCAAGUUUUUUGAGAGCCAGGGAUCGUCCAUUAUCAUAUUCGAGAGAUACAUCAACAUAAGAGCAGGAACUCACGCGCAUGUACAGGUAGUUCCUGUUUCAUCGUCAGCAGCAGAAUCCUGCCGUGAAGCAUUUGAUGCAGCUGCAAGCGAGCUAGGAUUCUCGUUCAUCAUAAUGCGUAGAAGCCAGUCCAAUGACUUGAGACGUUUGCUGGACAGAGUAAACUACUUCGUUGUUGAGCUUCCCGAUGGAACGACAUUGGCUCAUCCCUGUGCUGCCGGAGAGAAAAUGCCAAUGCAGUUUGGACGUGAGGUGCUAGCAGGCCUUCUUGGCACGCCAGAGAAGACGGAUUGGAAGGCUUGCAAGCUAACCAAGGACGAGGAAACCAAACUGGUGGAAGACUUCAAGCACCAGUUCCAAGCAUUCGAUCCGAUGCAGUACCCGUAGCUCGAUUGAGUGGACGUUGCAAGAAAGAAAGAAAAAAGGAAACAUUGUAAGGGAACCUGUAGUCAUCGGUAAAAGGAAAACAAUUUUGACAGCCCGAGUUUUCAGUAGCCGGUCCCGAGGACGAGAUAAGCAUUUGAUCCCUGUCCUCGACCACUAUGUAGUAAAUUAAGAAAUCAUUUACUUCUUCAAGUGGUAGUCACUAGUUACAAAAAACAACAAAAAAAAAAAAAGAAUUCCAGGAACUGUAAUGAAUAUAUAGAGCUCUUUUAUCGGGA
Molecule: messenger RNA, 2193 nt
Organism: Selaginella moellendorffii
Lineage: Eukaryota; Viridiplantae; Streptophyta; Lycopodiopsida; Selaginellales; Selaginellaceae
Product: zinc finger CCCH domain-containing protein 64
Exons: 11
Coding region: 44-1918 (624 amino acids)
Biological process (GO): mRNA splicing, via spliceosome
Cellular component (GO): post-mRNA release spliceosomal complex
Molecular function (GO): RNA lariat debranching enzyme activator activity; metal ion binding
Source: RefSeq, a predicted model, not a curated record